This is a messenger RNA of Morchella sextelata, 1962 nucleotides long. RefSeq lists its product as uncharacterized. NCBI's taxonomy places the organism in Eukaryota, Fungi, Ascomycota, Pezizomycetes, Pezizales, Morchellaceae. The transcript is spliced from 2 exons. The record is from RefSeq and is a predicted model, not a curated record. Bases 1 to 1962 code for a protein of 653 amino acids.
AUGGGCGUUACUACCAAACUUUCUAAAGUCCGACCCACCUCUACUCCAAACACCGGUUUCAGCAAGUGCUUCCCCUGCGGUAGCAGGGCUAAAGGCAAGAAAAGGCUGAAAAAGACCGAAGAACGCGACUUGACCCCCACCUACAGUAAACCUCCUCCACUCAAUACCCGCGCCGUCAUCGUCAACGAAGAGGUUACAGCUCCAGUUGCCAAAACACCAUCGAGAGUAAUCCGCACUGCAGGAGAAAACAAUUUUGCAAACAAAUCAAACGAUACCACAGAAGAGUCCAUCAACUUCCAAGUAACUGAGCCAGAUUCAGAAUCCGAAGUUGAACGCUCUGCAAACGCACGCAUCCCCACCUUUGGAUCCCUUCCGAUCAUCGACGAAAAUAGCAUCAGCAUCAUCCCACAAGACGCGCGACGUCAUUCUGCAAUCCCCGAUUUCCGUAAUCACAUUCCUGAAGCGAACUAUCACGAAGACCACUCUACACAAGUCUACAGUCGCCGUCAUUCGCUACCUACCUUACCCACUUAUCAUCUCCCCCUUCGUGCACAACCCUCGUUCGCAUCUAGCUUUGAGGGCUUUGACGCUUUUUUUACCCCCGACCAUAAACGCGCCAAAAAAGAAAACGACAGUAGCGAAGUAGGAGAAGAAGAAAUAAAGAAGGGUGACAAAGACGAAAGUAUGAGCUAUCGUCAUCACUCUUACAAUUCCCACCUUGACCCCAACGCUAGCAUGACAAGGCGGCCCGAGAUUAUGAUGGCCGGGCGGACUCGCCCAGGCCUCACAACGGUUGGCGGGGAUUCAGUUAGAACUGGCCGGUCUACAGUUGUUCCUUCUGUGGCCGCUCCAUCCAUGGUUGCCCCCUCUAUUUCUGCCCCAUCUACAUCCAUGGGUGCCUCGUCGUUAUCCAAGUCAAGAGUUCUGAAAACCUUGGCAAACCUUCCCGAUCAAGGCAUGGAUAGCGUUCGCACCAAUGCUACAACGACAGGGAUUACUCUAAACGGUAGUAAAGUUAAUCUUAAUCUUAAUAAGCCGUUGCCGAUGCCCCCAUCCCUGCCAUGGCGCAGACGUCUUUCCUCUGUCCUCAAUCCCCAGAAGAGCAGGGCAACCCUCAAUCCACGUGUCUCCCAGAGUCUUCUCGACGUCAGACAAUCGGCUGGACGUUCGGUUGAGAGUUUGAGGGAGUCUGUUGGAAGUGGCGGUAGUGCUAAGGCAUUGGGUACGUGGAAGUCUUUGAAUUGGACUCGCCCUCCGGCAGCAAGUUUGGUCUCGGAUCGCCCACCAAUUCUCCCGAUCUUGGAUUCAACUGAAUUCGGUGAUCUCUUGCUUGCUGCUGCUACUGUUGCUAGUUCUCGUCCAUCGACUCCGACGGGUAGUGGGGUGCAGAAUGAAAACCUCGCUACUCCAACAGUGCCUGUCAAGCUCCCAAUGACCCCGAACAGUGGCCAACGCCUUAUCCGUUCACCAGCCUGCAAAGAUCUCCACGUCAUCUCCUCCCAUGAGUGCUCCACAAUUAGCCUUGCCUCAAAGGGCCCUACAAAAGCUCAUAUUCGAACUCUAAGCUGGGUAUCAAGUAUUCACCCCGGCGGCGACCACAUUGAGGAUGCGAAGUCUACGCCGGAGAGCAAAAUUGAUACUACGCCUUCUAACACCACCGGUGACGAGGCUCCUGAUAUUACCGUUAGCGGAGUUGAGAAGGAGGGUUCAGUCGAUAACCUCUCGGAAAAAAAGAGUGUACGCCAGGAAGGGUUUCAGGGAAACUACAGAGAGUUCAUGGAUGAGUCUGUCGACCGCUAUGGUCGCAGCGGUAGAGGAGGAAGGAUGAAUAGAGAGCUGUCGGUCACUGACAGUAUGUCAUACAUCAUUGGAGAUCGAACCAGCAGGAUCGACCCGAGGGGGGAGCGCAUGCUCGAGAUUUGGGGAGAUGUCAAGGCGGGGGAGAGCACUGUUAUCGUUUAG